UUUGGCAGCCUUUGAGUGCCGGGCAGAGGGAGGAGGGGUGGUCCUGUGCCUUUGGAUCCGCCCUAUGGAUGCAGCGGAGCCAUUUAACAUUGCAAUCUCAGCCAGCUUCACGGCGGGGCGAUUGCACAGCCUGCUCCAUGUAGAUUCAUCAUAGCACUGAGACUAUACUGGCGAGACGAAGCAGCGAAUAUAGCCGACUGGGGCGCUCACGCAGCAAUGGCAGGGCUGACUUCUGUUUAUCUAAUGCAGGCUCCGAAUUUCAUGAAGAAACAACCACGGCGAAAGGGCUUUUGAAAACACGUUUAGUAUAUUUUAGGUAUUUUAUUUCGCUAUUUAAUGAUGCAUUGUUUUUACUUGCAUUGUUGCAGCCAGAAUCAUGCGUGCAGCUGAUUCUGCGAUGGGAAGCAUUGUUGUUUGAAGUGGAGUGGAAGCCGUCAGCCUUAUCAUCUGAAUACCUAUUGUAAGAAAAUUGCAGCAAAAGUGUGAGACAUUCUCCACUUUGGGCGUACGUCGCGUAUGAGCACAGUGAUCAUUCAUCGCUUUCAACUGGAAUUGCAUCUGUUGUUCUGCUCGUCACGCUGUGUGUGAACCAGCUCUCGGGAUCCGAGCAUCCUUCCAUCCGAGAGCACUCAAGCCUCUUUGCACCCUGCAAAACCACACCGCAAUAUAGGGAGGAAACGGCAGAGAACUCGCUUGGGCUAGAACGCACUCCACACAGACGAUGUUUUGGAUGUAAAACUAAAUAAAUAAAUAACGUGAAGAUGGGGAAAGACCAGGAAUUGCUUCAAGCAGUGAAGACGGAGGACCUGCUUACGGUGCAGAAGCUCCUGCAGAGGCCCAAGCCCGGGAAAGCAAAGUUGCUGGGCACCGCUAAGAGGGUGAACGUCAAUUUCCAGGACACAGAUGGGUUCUCUCCACUGCACCAUGCGGCUCUCAAUGGGAACAUGGAGCUCAUCUCCAUCCUGCUGGACUCCCAGGCUAUGGUGGACAUCAGGGACCAGAAGGGCAUGCGGCCGCUGCACUACGCUGCAUGGCAGGGGAAGUCGGAGCCCAUGAAGAUGCUGCUGAAGUCUGGAUCCUCCGUCAACGGCCAGUCAGACGAGGGCCAGAUCCCCCUGCACCUGGCUGCCCAGCACGGCCACUACGACGUGUCGGAGAUGCUGUUACAGCACCAGUCUAACCCCUGUAUAGUGGACAACGCUGGGAAGACACCGCUGGACUUGGCCUGCGAGUUUGGCAGAGUCGGGGUGGUCCAGCUGCUGCUCAGCAGUAACAUGUGCGCUGCCCUCCUGGAGCCCAAGAAAGGGGACACGACUGACCCCAACGGUACCAGCCCCCUGCACCUCGCCGCCAAGAACGGACACAUCGACAUCAUCAGACUGCUGAUCCAGGCUGGCAUCGACAUAAACAGGCAGACCAAAGCGGGCACGGCCCUCCACGAGGCUGCCCUUUGUGGGAAGACCGACGUGGUGCGACUCCUCCUUGAUAGCGGCAUCAACGCGUCUGUGAGGAACACAUACAGCCAGACGGCGCUGGACAUCGUGUACCAGUUCACAGCCACGCAGGCCAGCCGCGAGAUCAAGCAGAUGCUCCGAGGUGAGAUGCUGGAGCCAGGGGGAGAUGGGGUGGAAGAUGCCUCAGCAGCACUGCAGGUCAGAGCUCUGCAGGACUACUGUAACAAUUACGACCUGACCAGCCUCAACAUCAAAGCCGGAGAUGUCAUUACCGUGCUGGAACAACACACAGAUGGCCGGUGGAAAGGCUGUAUCCAUGACAACCGAACAGGAAAUGACAGAGUGGGCUAUUUCCCCUCUACCCUGGUGGAGGUGAUCAGCAAGAGAACAGGUUCAUGGAGCACAGUCAUUAAUACCCAACAGUAUCAAAAGAUACAGCUGAGCGCGCCAGCCAGCGCGCCAGCCAGCGCCCCGGCAGCCGUGGUCAACGGCGAGUCGUGCCAUCAGUAUCAUAUCCUGCCGCCUCCUCCACCUCCGCCCAACCAUCAUCAAUCCCAUCAGCCCCUUUUCACUUCCUUUGGCUAUAACAGGUCUGAAAGCACCUCAGGAGAUCUGCCCUGUGGACAAGGUUCUCGCGGCUCGGAGUCCAGCCCUCACGGCUCGCCCACUCCCAGCGGCGGCCAGCAGGGCGGCAGCAGUGAGGAGAUCUGGGUGCUGCGCAAACCGGCGGCAGGUGGCGACCGCAGUAGUGUGGGCAGCUCGGGCAGCGUGGCUAGUGCCCGUUCCUCUGGCAGUGGGCAAAGUGCAAGCAGCACCAACAUCAUCCACGCCCAGGCAGAGGGGGUCAAGCUUCUGGCAACGGUCCUGUCCCAAUCUGCAAAGGCCAAGGAGCACCUGAUGGAACAGUCCAAGUCUCUGGAUCAGCCAUCAGGUGGCACCUUAAAGGGCUCCUCCUCACGCAGUCAGAGUGUGUCGAGCUGUCCCCUCCACGAGCAGCCAUACGGGGAGGCGGGUCCUCCGAGGAAAGGGGAGGGGCCAUCGGAGCCGAAGAGCUCAGAGGCUGUUGUCCAAUGGCUGAGCGAAUUUCAGCUGCAAGUCUACGCUCCAAACUUCAUCAGCGCGGGCUAUGACAUUGCCACCAUUAGCCGUAUGACCCCAGAGGAUCUAACGGCCAUUGGUGUGACCAAGCCAGGUCACCGCAAGAAGAUGACCUCUGAGAUCAACAAGCUCAGUAUAACGGAGUGGCUCCCCGAGCAAAAACCUGCCAAUCUGGCAGAGUGGCUAUCUAUGAUUGGACUGAGUCAGUACUACCAGGUCCUGGUCCAGAACGGUUAUGAGAACAUUGAAUUCAUCACCGACAUCACGUGGGAAGACCUGCAGGAGAUUGGGAUCACCAAGCUAGGCCAUCAAAAGAAGCUGAUGCUGGCCGUGAAGAAACUGGCUGAGUUGCAGAAGGCCACCGAGGGUCGCGGCUCCCCGCGCAAGAAGCACCCUCCCACGCAGGAAGUGAUGUCGAUCGAGAGCCCGUCCUACGAAGGCGGGGAGUGCAUGUCGCCCAAGAUGAGCACCUUCCAGGACAGCGAGCUGAGCGGGGAGCUGCAGGCGGCCCUCAGCCGACCCCCCGCCGAACGUGAGCCCAAGCCGGGGCCGCCCGAGGCCCGCCCCAACAGCAGCGGUGCCCACCCACACCCAGCAGCUGCCCAGCGGUCCCGCAGCGUCCAGGAGAACAGUCUGGGCAAGAGCCGGGACAGCGAGGAGCCCUCGCACCCCGGGCCGCCCAGGAAAGAGGCCCGCACCAUGAGGCAGAGUAGCCAGCCGGCUGGACAGAGGGGGAGCGUGUCGUCGUCGUCGUCGUCGUCUGUGCAGGGUAAGCAGCCGCGGUCGUAUCCGCAGGGGGCAGGGCCCCCCUACACCCCGCCGCAGACGCCCAAGACCAAGGGCUCGGCCCAGCAGGCCGCGGGCUCGCCAGCCAAGUCCAAACCUGGUCCGCACCUCCUCUCGCAGGGCGACCGGCCCAUGUCGCCGCGCUCCCUCCCCCAGUCGCCCACCCACAGGGUCAGCGGUCACCCGCCGCCAGCCCACUCGGGGCCCCCUCCCCCUGCGGUGGCCGUCACCUCUGCACCGGAGCCCACGGAGGUCCUCCCACCACCGGCCCCUCAGCAGUCCGCGCCGAACGUGGCCGUGCCACUCCUCUGCCUGCCACCAGAUGGCGACGGCGAGCCUGCCGAGCAGGACGAGCAGGGCCUGCCCAAGAAGCGCGCGCACAGCCUGAACCGAUACGCCGCGUCCGACAGCGAGCAGGAGCGGGACGAGCUCGGCGUACCUGCUGGCGGCGGCGGCGGUGGUAAUGGCGGCGGAGGGGGAAAGUACGCCACAGUGCAGAACCGCGUGGGCCGCAGCAACUCCAUGCGCGGGCAGGCCGACAAGAACGUCAACCGCAGCCAGUCGUUCGCGCUGCGGCCCAAGAAGAAGGGCCCUCCCCCGCCGCCGCCCAAGCGCUCCAGCUCGGCCAUCUCCAGCUCUAGCAGCAACCUCACCGAGGUGCCCGUCGAGCCCUGCAGCAGCGGCCCGCUCCUGGAGGUCAACUACCACCCGCAGCGGCGCGCCAGCGACCUGGGGGGCACCGUGGACACGGGCAGCGCUGGCAGCGUCCGGAGCAUCGCCGCCAUGCUGGAGAUGUCGUCCAUCGGCGGAGGAGCCAAGGGCCGGGCCCUGCAGAAAGCACCGCCACACUACCUACAGGUGGGCAAGCAGCAUGAUGCGAUUGGUCUGGAUGGUGAGGUAGUAAACCGCCGCAGGACCAUCAGUGGACCAGUCACUGACCUGGUGGCAGCCGCCAGGUGCCAGCGGGAGGCCAGCCUGGCACUGGGACCGGGACCAGGACCCGUGGCAACGACCUCUGACCCCAGACCAGGCCCUGAGGCCCAACCGGGUUCCGGCGGUAGCUCCGCUGAGAACCUGCCCUUCGCUGAGGAAGGCACGCUGACCAUCAAGCAGCGUCCGAGGCAGGGGAAAGGCGAGGGUGACGGAGAGGAGAUGCCCGACAGCGUUUACUCCCUGCCCCAGGCGGAGCUGUCGCGCGUGGACGCCACCGCCACCCUCAAGAGGCGCGUGCGGAGCAAGCAGCAGCAGCACGCCAACGGUGCCAAGUUCCACCUGACCGAGUCCAACACGGUCAAGCGCCGGCCCAAGAGCAGAGACAAGGACGCCGAGGACAUGCAGAACGGACAGAUGCCCAUGGUGUACCAGAACGGCACCGGCACCAUCAAAAGGCGACCGCCGUCCGAGUCUGGUGAACCACAACAGCAGCAGCAGCAGCAACAGCCAAGACCACAGGACAGUACCGAUGGGGCUCCUCCGAGGAGAGGCAGUGCUGACCUGGGUGGUCAGGGUGCCGAGACCCCACGCAAGGUCAAGCCUCCGGUGUCCCCCAAGCCAGUGCUCGCCCAGCAUAUGAAGAAGCAGGGGGUAGUAGUGUCCACCUCAAAGAAAGCCCCCUUCCCUGGACCCGGGGGACCAGCUAGUCCAGUCGAGGGAAAGAAAAUACCUCCUCCAGUUUCGCCCAAACCUGCUCCGCCGCCGACCGCCCCAAAGCCGAAGAAUGUCCUCCCGUCGAUGAACGCCAGCCCCGGCACUCCCACGCCCUCCCCGGCCAAGCAGCUGGUGCCGGCGGCGUCAACACCCAAGAUCUCGGGCACCUCCCCCACCCCCGUUCCUGCCAUCCCCGCACCGACGCCCUCCAAAACCUCCAGCCCCCCCGCCCAAAGCCCGCAGACGCCCCAAACGCCACAGACCCCGCAGACGCCUCAGACGCCCCAGACCCCCCAGACCCCCGGCCCGUCACCCAGUCCCCUGCCCACGCCCCCGCCCGUCAAGCCUCCGCGCUCCUCCAUCAGCGGAGUGUCCAUGGACGCGGCGGCCAGCGGAGGGCCCAACACACCCGGGCCGGGGGCUGCAGCGAGUCCCGGAGCAGCGGCCAGUCCCGGGACGCUGGGACCCGCGGCGGUGGUGCCCGAGGCCGUGCAUCAGAAGCUGGAGGAGACCAGCGCGUCUCUGGCCGCAGCGCUGCAGGCUGUGGAGGAGAAGAUCAAAGAGGAAGGGCACAAAGACUCGGUGGUGGAGCAGAAGAGCACAGGGAGCAUCCUGGACGACAUCGGCAGCAUGUUCGACGACCUGGCUGACCAGCUGGACGCCAUGCUGGAGUAGACAGAGCACAGACGGGCGUCGCCGCGGCAACACCUCAGGACCCCAGAAGGGCACAAGGGCACAAUGACGACCAACCGACUCCCACGACCCCCCACCCCCCCCCUCUCCACCCGGACCCCAAACCCUGCACUCAACCAGUCAUAAUGACCAACCAACUCCUACCCUCCCAAAACCCUCUUCCUCCGGCCCCUAAACACCACCCCCAACCACCUCUCCUCUCCUCUCCUCCCUGUCAGACUGCACAACUCCCUGAUGAAGUACCUCAGGACUGCAGGGCUAGAUCACGGCUCCUCGAGAGACGUUGAGAGUUCGUCACGUCAAAAGGAGCGGGACCGGCGAAGCAGGGCCGGCAAAGCCUCACCACCACAGUGGCAUAAACAAAAAAAAAAAAAAAAAAAAAAAAGGACUGUCCGUCUGUCCACUUGGUUUGGGUUAUUUUCUUUUUGUACAAGUCAGAGUCCCUUAAAUAUUUCAAGCUAUUGUGAGAGAUAACUAGCAAAAACAAUACAAAACAAUAUGAAAUGAUGACAUUGAUAAAUGAUUAAAAAAAAUAUGGUAUGUGUACAUUGUAAGCAUGAGGAAAGUUUAUAUCUAAAAGAAAAUCUCAUAGUGAGAGUCAUGCAUUAGUACAGUAAUAUAUAUAUAAAUAUAUAAAUAUAUAUAAAACAUUUUUACGUUUUUAAUUUAAUGUUCAAUGUUCCAAGUGUUAUCAUGUUUUAAAAAUAUGGACCUUUCAUGACAGAUACAAAGAAGAAAAUACAUAGAUAUAUAUAAAUAUAUAUAUAUAUAACCAAACAGGACAAAAUAUAAUCAGUCCCUUGAUGUAUUGAGGCACUAGUGUUGCCUUGCUGAAGAGUGUUGUCUGCUAUGUUGACUCUGCUAUGACAUCAUUGCAGUGGCAGUGUACCCUGCUUCAUGUUCUUGCUUUGGGCCCCUAUUUUGAACUGCGUGUCCAGUUCUCAGUCACCGUUCCCGCUGUGCAGAUCCACGAAUCCGUUGCGUUCUCAAGCACAGGCCCCCCUUCCACCUCCCUCUCACCCACCUAUCUACAACCGUCCUUCAGCCCCCAAAUCUGUAACCCUGCCCCCCCCCCCCACUCCCCACCCUCUCCACCUCCUGCUCCGCCCGAUUUCCCUGUCCUGGCCAGUGUCCUGUGUGCCUUAAAGUGACAGGUGACCUUAGCGCUGCUAACAAGACCACAUACACACACACACACACACACACACACACACUCAUGUCCAAGAUAGAGCAAAUCACACACGACGUGGUUCCUUUUUGACCUGUGUCUGAUGCAUGAACAGAGAGCAUGCACCUGGAUUCAGACUCGGGCGUUAUGCCUCAUCCAUCCUCUCUUUGUGAAAUGGAGAGUGCAUAGAAGGAAGUGUGUCGAAGUGCUGUGUGUAGGGGUCGGGGUUCUCAUGGAAAAGCACAAAGAAAAAAAGAUGGCCUCCUCUCCGGAACGGCUCUCUGUACGGUUGGUGGAGGUGGAAGGUUCGAGGGACAAGUGCAAGUGGCUAGCUGACUUUCGGUGUGACGGCGGUUGGCUGAGAAUGUUAGUGGACAGAUGGCCUCUUUUUAUUAACCUUUUGGUUUCCUGACGUAUAGGCCAGUGAGCGCGUGUGUAUGGAUGUUGUGUAGCUCCUUAUUCCCUGGCUGGCUGUGGUGUGGUGUGGUGUGGUGUAGUCUAGAGUGGCGUGGGGCAGUGUGAUGCCUCAUCUGUGGUCAUCCUCUGUGGACCCCAUCCUGAGGCUCUGGAGCUUGUUAGACAGCCUCAGGAGCCAGGAGUGCCGUUUGGAGGCAGUGACUGUUUUCACUGGAAUGGCCGGCUGUGACGGGUCAAUCCUUCAUGUAGCUCUCUGAAGUGUCUGGAUGGCUGCUGCUGCUCCAGCUCAUUAUGGCCCAAACCACUGCUCUGCUUCUCUGUCUGUCUCUCUCUCUCUAUCUCUCUCUGCCUGUCCCUCAUGCUCGCUUUCUUUCUAUCUGUAUUUUCCUAUUUAUAAGAAAGGCCAUCAGUCAAGGCUGCAGUAGCAGCAGUUUUCAAUUUGAGAUGGACCGCGGGUGAGAGUCUGCGAGAGCGCCUGGGAGCAUGCUGAGAGCAGACGGACAGCAGUGUGAUGGAUCACUUGAUGUCUGAGCAGCAUCAGACUAACGGACAGCAGUGUGAUGGAUCACUUGAUGUCUGAGCAGCAUCAGACUAAGCACUCUUGAGUUGCUGGGUCUCUUUUUUUUCCCCUUCUCUUCUCUCCUGCCUCUUUCUUCCCUUCUUUUUUCAGGUGAGCUUGUGAACCAUUUCCUUUCGUUACCUGAGUGACAAAAUCAACAGAUCUGUCUCUUUCUUAGUCUCUCUCUCUCUCUCUCUCUUCUGCCCUCCUUCACCUCAACACUUUUUCAUAGUCUCUGAAUGUCAUUAUCUCAUCGUCAGCAGAGCACUCAAACGGCCUCAUUAUUUUGCUAACCAUCUCUGAUGUUGCCAUGACAAUCACUGAGCUCAUUAUUUUAAUUGCCAUUGCCACAGUAUCCAAGAGAUGUUCCUACGGCGAUCAGUGUGUGACUAGAAUAAGGAACAGGACCCCAGAGGGAAGGAGACAAGCCAAACAUUUCCAAAUCAUGAAAAAUAAAUAAGUGAAAACAAACCCACCACAUAGGAAAAUUCCAGAGGUCUGCUCCAUGGCUCAGCAUUCUUGCAAUAGUUCCAGAAAUGCUUUUUUUUUCUAGUUAGCUAGGCUGAGAGAAUGUUUGUGAUAUGUUAAGUUAUGUAAACAUAAAUUAUAUAUUAAUAAUUAAAAAAGAAAGUAUUUAAUAAUUAUGUGCAGCAACCUGAAGGCUUUUAGAGUGCAGAUAUUUGGGGGAAAUGAACUAAAUGAAUUUUACUGUCAGAUUUUCCCUGUGUUCUAAGGUAAAUACAUUGUACAAGAAAACACUUUUAUAUUUUUUUUCCUUUUUUUCUUGUUUUAUUUGUGGUCAAAUGUUCACGUAGUUUCAUGAUAAGUUGUAUAUUAUGCAAUGUUACGUUUUGAGAACAUGUACGUGCCUUGCUUUGUGUUUUCAUUUGUGCUCAUUCCAAUGGUCGUCUCAUAAGGAGUCCAUUAAUAAUGUACAUACGUGCGUGUAUACUAGGGCAAGGAACUGUUUUGGACAUUUCUGGUCAGCUCGUUGGCCGCUUUUCCCACACGUGGGUCGACUAACCCUAGGUCUACGCUUGAGAGAAGGGCGUGAGAGCCUGGAAAGCCAGCUCUCCACUCAUUACGGUUUGAGGUCUAAACAUGAAAUGGACUUUGCCUUUAUUUUUUCUUGUUCAUCCAACCAUUACUGCUCUUCUGUCUUCAAUUUUCCUGUGUAUAUAUAUAUAGAUGGAUGUUUGUCACUGUGGACCCUCAUCCCCCUUUUUUAAGAAAAAAAAAAACAAUGUGUCUGUUCAUUCAUUCCUCAGUUUCAGUCAAUUUCUUAUUGUCUUAUUUUUGUUUGUUUGUUUGCUCGUUCCCUUGGAGACAACCUCUAAGGGAUGGAAAACAUAAUGAGAAAAAAAAGAAUGGAAACGUUGAAAAUCGUGAAAACAAUGGUCAAAACUUGUUGUGGUGAGAGAUAUUGUUUGGUUAGUGAAAAUAAAAAAUAAAGCUGUUUCAAUUUAUCCUGUUUGCAGAGAUGUACAACAAAAAAAGAUUUUUUUCUGCACUGCUCCUGUGUGCGGGCCGUUUGUGUUGACGUUCUGCCAUUGACUUGUAUGAUCCCUACUGUGGCUGGCAAUGGGAACAGUGGUGUGCUUGCAGUGACUGCAUCAACGACCAUCUGCUCUAAAUAAAUGUUAUUUACAAA
Alosa sapidissima (American shad) is the source of this 9473-nucleotide messenger RNA. RefSeq names its product CASK interacting protein 1 (gene caskin1). Bases 762 to 5660 code for a protein of 1632 amino acids. The transcript is spliced from 22 exons. Lineage: Eukaryota; Metazoa; Chordata; Actinopteri; Clupeiformes; Clupeidae. Gene Ontology annotation, molecular function: protein binding. The record is from RefSeq and is a predicted model, not a curated record.